Messenger RNA from Exophiala bonariae, 1497 nucleotides. RefSeq lists its product as uncharacterized. NCBI's taxonomy places the organism in Eukaryota, Fungi, Ascomycota, Eurotiomycetes, Chaetothyriales, Herpotrichiellaceae. Gene Ontology annotation, molecular function: heme binding; oxidoreductase activity, acting on paired donors, with incorporation or reduction of molecular oxygen; monooxygenase activity. The record is from RefSeq and is a predicted model, not a curated record. The transcript is spliced from 6 exons. Bases 1 to 1497 code for a protein of 498 amino acids.
AUGCCAGCCAAGAAUCCACAUCUGCAGUUGCAAAAAUGGGCAGAGCAAUAUGGCCCUGUCUUCUCAUUGCAACUUGGUACCAAGACCAUAAUUGUACUCUCCAGUGAUGUGGCCGUAAAAGAGAUGCUCGACAAACGUAGCAGUAAUUAUUCCGACCGACCCGAUAUGUUUAUUGGUCAACAAGUUGCCAGUGGCGGCAUGAGACUCGUUGUGAUGCGGUAUGGCGAUAAAUGGAGAAGUAUUCACCGUAUGAUACACAAUAUUCUCAACAUAAAAGCUGCUGUUACGUACGCACCUUAUCAAGAUCUGGAAAACAAGGUCAUGUUAAAAGCUUUCUGCGAAGACCCAGCAAAUUUCCAGUCCCACAUCCGACGUUAUACUUUCUCGCUUUCGACGCAACUCAUUUUUGGUCAUCGCUGUCCUGAUGUAAAUGACCCGGAUCUGAAGGAGCUCUUUGUGAAUUUUAGCAACUGGGGAGAAGUAGCAGCUUGCGCCAGUGCACAAAUCCUGGAUUUGUUCCCUAUACUUCAGAGUUUACCCAGAUGGAUGGCUCCAAACGUGAGGUAUGCUGAAUCGUUGUUCGAAACAGAAAGAGAACACUACCUCAGGAUGUGGAUGAGAACAAAGAAUGCGUUGUCCAGUGGAGAAGGUCAUCCAUGUUUCUGCAAUGAUUUGCUGCGUGCACAGGAUAAAGAAGGAUUCUCGGACGCGGAAGCAAGUUACAUCAGUGGAUCAUUGUUGGAGGCAGGUUCCGAUACAACAGCUGCGAUACUGUAUGGAUUUAUCCAAGCUACCUUGGUCUGGCCGGAAGUUUUGUCGAGAGCCCAAGAAGAGAUCGACCGUAUUGUAGGUCCUGGCCGACUUCCGAACUUGGACGAUUACGAAAAUCUGCCAUACAUUAGAUGUUGCAUCAAAGAAAGCAUGCGCUGGAUGCCAACAGUUAUCUUGGGAGUGCCGCAUGCCGCAAUAAAAGACGACUGGUACAACGGUUACAGGAUUCCAGCAGGGAGUACAAUUAUCAACAAUGUAUGGACGAUCCAUAUGGAUCCGAAACGCUCGCCAGACCCUCGCAGGUUCAAUCCUGAUCGAUUUGCAAAUGAUAAGACCACCUUAUUUGAAUCGGCGACAGGGGAUUGCACCAAACGUGACAAUUUUGUUUUCGGCGCAGGUCGACGAUUGUGCCAGGGGAUCCACAUUGCCGAGCGCUCCUUGUUCUAUGGGAUUGCUCGUCUGGUCUGGGGCUUUGACUUUUCGCCAUCUUUGGGUGCUGAUGGCCAGCCCAUAAGCUAUGAUGUUGAUGAUCUGGUGGGUGGGAUUACCGUUGAGCCCAGGCCCUUCAGCUGCCAGAUCAAGCCACGAAGCAGCUAUGUUGAAGGGGUCAUAUUGAAAGAAGCCACAGCGUGCAAUGACUUGCUGGACGAGGUGACAGGUCAAUGGAAGGAAACCCCAGAGGGUAUGGCUUUCAGCACUUGGAUGCCCGAAAAGAUCGACGUCUGA